AUGGCGCAUACCAACUGGCCUGUAUUUGAGCACGAUGGCUGUUAUUUUGCCGACAGCGUCCAUGACAUGGAUGCAGUGAAAGAGAGACGAAUCGACCGAUGGGAUAUUCGAGAUGAUGACAUCAUCAUACAAACGUUUCCCAAAUCAGGCACGCUAUGGAUGUUGCACGCCGUGUCACAGAUGUACGACAACCUCAAUUGGAAGCUGAAACCAGUAGACCGAGUUGCACGGCCCGGGGUUUGGUUUGAGAAAACAGACUCAGUCCCAGGUUUAUAUGGCAGUAUGGUGAGGGCAGUGAAGAGCACAUUUCAUGAAAUGCAGUCACCUCGUUUGAUGAUUUGUCACGUACCCGCGCAGUUUUUCCAUACAUCGUGGAGGAACGGCAACAGAAAAUGCAAAAUAAUCCAUGUAACAAGAAAUCCCAAAGAUGUAUGUGUGUCAUCCUUCAAGUUUUUCAAAACGCUUCAAUUCGUCAAGAUGCAUCUGACCUGGGAGGAGUGGGUCAAGGCAUUCGUUGAAGGACAGGUAUUGUUCGGACCAUGGUUAGAUGCGAUGAGGGCUUCACAUGCGGAUGUACAAAAAAUGGCUGUUCGGGAUGAAGGAACAUGGCACGAAAACACGAAGUAUCUACGCAAAGGCGAGGUCGGUGACUGGAAAAAUCAUUUCACCGUGGCACAAAACGAAUAUUUUGACAAGAAUAUUACAGCAGAAGCAAAGAAGCGUGGACUAAAAUUGCAAUAUGAGUGA
Molecule: messenger RNA, 747 nt
Organism: Saccoglossus kowalevskii
Lineage: Eukaryota; Metazoa; Hemichordata; Enteropneusta; Harrimaniidae
Product: sulfotransferase 1 family member D1-like
Molecular function (GO): sulfotransferase activity
Source: RefSeq, a predicted model, not a curated record